AUGGCUAGAGGUAAUGGCCCACAAGUGACAAAUCUUCAUCAUUUCCGAGUUGAUGUUUUUCUAAGUGUGAUUGAUCUUCAAUUACAAGAACUUGAAAAUCGGUUCUCUGAGGUAACUAAAGAUUUACUUGUGUGUAUGUCUUGCUUUAAUCUCUCUAAUCAAUUUGCUUCUUUUGACAAAGAAAAAUUGAUUCAACUUGCUAAAUUCUAUCCCAAUGAUUUUCCGACUGCGGAAAUAAUUGUCUUUGAUCGUGCACUUCAAAAUUUCAUUGUUACUAUGAGAACAGAUGAUAGAUUCUGGAAUUUGAAGACUAUUAAUGAGCUUUCUAUGAAACUUGUUGAGACGGGGAAGCAUAAAACUCAUGACCGGGUCUACUUGCUUUUGAAGUUGGUGUUGACUCUCCCUGUUGCAACGGCAAGUGUGGAAAGAGUAUUUUCUGGGAUGACGCAAGUGAAAGAUAAAUUGCGCAAUAGCAUGGGAGAUCAAAUGUUGAAUGACUGUUUGAUUACUUACCUAGAGAAAGAUUUGUUUUUGAAUGUUAAUAUGGAUGAUAUAAUAAAUAGAUAUCAAAACAUGAAAAGCCGUACAGAGCAAUUGUAA
This is a messenger RNA of Spinacia oleracea (spinach), 600 nucleotides long. RefSeq lists its product as uncharacterized. Gene Ontology annotation, molecular function: protein dimerization activity. The transcript has a single exon. The record is from RefSeq and is a predicted model, not a curated record. NCBI's taxonomy places the organism in Eukaryota, Viridiplantae, Streptophyta, Magnoliopsida, Caryophyllales, Amaranthaceae. The coding region runs from base 1 to 600 and encodes 199 amino acids.